This is a messenger RNA of Molossus molossus (Pallas's mastiff bat), 1711 nucleotides long. It is a transcript of the gene SEH1L, whose product is annotated as SEH1 like nucleoporin. Gene Ontology annotation, cellular component: nuclear pore outer ring; Seh1-associated complex. Gene Ontology annotation, molecular function: structural molecule activity; protein binding. The record is from RefSeq and is a predicted model, not a curated record. Gene Ontology annotation, biological process: cellular response to amino acid starvation; positive regulation of TORC1 signaling. Lineage: Eukaryota; Metazoa; Chordata; Mammalia; Chiroptera; Molossidae.
GAGGGGCCGACGGAGAAGGCUCAGGCCUGGCGGAAGCCAUGUUUGUGGCACGCAGCAUUGCAGCGGAUCAUAAGGACCUCAUCCAUGAUGUCUCUUUCGAUUUCCACGGGCGGCGGAUGGCGACCUGCUCCAGCGACCAGAGCGUCAAGGUUUGGGAUAAAAGUGAAAGUGGAGAUUGGCAUUGUACUGCUAGCUGGAAGACACAUAGUGGAUCUGUGUGGCGCGUGACAUGGGCUCAUCCUGAAUUUGGACAGGUUUUGGCUUCCUGCUCUUUUGACCGAACAGCUGCUGUAUGGGAGGAAAUAGUAGGAGAAUCAAAUGAUAAACUUCGAGGACAAAGUCAUUGGGUUAAGAGGACAACACUAGUGGAUAGCAGAACAUCCGUUACUGAUGUGAAAUUUGCUCCUAAGCAUAUGGGUCUUAUGUUAGCAACCUGUUCAGCGGAUGGUAUAGUAAGAAUAUAUGAGGCGCCAGAUGUCAUGAAUCUCAGUCAGUGGUCUCUGCAGCAUGAGAUCUCAUGUAAGCUAAGCUGUAGUUGUAUUUCUUGGAACCCUUCAAGCUCUCGUGCUCAUUCCCCCAUGAUAGCUGUAGGAAGUGAUGACAGUAGUCCAAAUGCAAUGGCCAAAGUUCAGAUUUUCGAAUAUAAUGAGAACACCAGGAAAUAUGCAAAAGCUGAAACCCUCAUGACAGUUACUGAUCCUGUCCAUGAUAUUGCAUUUGCUCCAAACCUGGGAAGGUCUUACCACAUUCUGGCCAUAGCAACGAAAGAUGUGAGAAUUUUUACAUUAAAGCCUGUGAGGAAAGAACUUACUUCCUCUGGUGGGCCAACAAAAUUUGAAAUCCAUAUAGUGGCUCAGUUUGAUAAUCAUAAUUCUCAGGUUUGGCGAGUGAGUUGGAAUAUAACAGGAACGGUGUUAGCAUCUUCAGGUGAUGAUGGCUGUGUAAGAUUAUGGAAAGCAAAUUAUAUGGACAAUUGGAAGUGUACUGGUAUUUUGAAAGGUAAUGGGAGCCCUGUCAAUGGGAGUUCUCAGCAGGGAAAUCCAAAUCCUUCCCUAGGUUCAAAUAUCCCAAAUCUUCAAAAUUCAUUAAAUGGAUCUUCUGCUGGCAGGUAUUUCUUUCCCCUUCUGGAUUCUCCACAGGCUGGAUUGGGAUGGGCCAGUUAUGCCCAGCUCCUUGCUUCUCCUCCUCCUCCUCCUCCUCCUCUUUCCAUGCUGACACUGUCUCAGUAUCCUUACCCUUGCAGAUGAUCUCUAUCUGGGCCUCUUAAUCCCUUACCUGAGAAUGAAGGGGUUUAAAACACUGACUUAACAUUUAAACGCUUUGAGUGCUUGUACAUGCUUUCAUUUCUGGCUGCUUCUUACUUUUCUUUCAGAAGAUUUUUCUAAUUUAGGGUCUGUCUUGCAUGUAUUACAACCAGAAUAGUGUUUAGAACAUAAAUGCGUUUGUGCUUCUGCAUUAAAGGAACAUUUCUUCAUUGGUUGAUAACCUUUGAUGAAAUGACAUUCAAUUGUGAGAAUUACAUCCAGUAACUGACUUCAAAGUGCCUGUUCUGUAGAUUUUAUUUCAAACUGUUACCAUGGUGUUUCUUAUGGUUUGUCACACUGGUUAAUGUGAAAGCAUGUCAUUAUGAAGUUCACUUUGCCUUUGAGACAUAUUAAGAAAUGUUUUUAAUUUUACAGGCUAAUACUGAAACUGACCAGUUUGUAAAAUA